Messenger RNA from Marasmius oreades (fairy-ring Marasmius), 1749 nucleotides. RefSeq names its product ATP-binding cassette transporter CGR1 (gene PDH1). Gene Ontology annotation, cellular component: mitochondrion. The record is from RefSeq and is a predicted model, not a curated record. Gene Ontology annotation, molecular function: 2 iron, 2 sulfur cluster binding; 2-methylcitrate dehydratase activity. NCBI's taxonomy places the organism in Eukaryota, Fungi, Basidiomycota, Agaricomycetes, Agaricales, Marasmiaceae. The coding region runs from base 50 to 1621 and encodes 523 amino acids. The transcript has 8 exons.
GGUUCUGUUUCCGCUCCAACUCGUGUUCGUACCUGUUGUUGGAACUCUCAUGUUGAGAUUUUUAAGGGCUGCUGUCUCUUUCCGUCAUUUCGCUCGCCCCAGACAGCAUUAUUUUUCUCAUAUUUCCUCUCCAAUCGUGAGCACAGCACCAGCUUUAUCGACGCGGACGCGGAACAUGUCUACUCACCACGGAGAAUCCACUGUUCGUCCAGAGGCUGACAGGGUUCUCCAAGAUAUCGCAGACUACAUUCACAACUACAAGGUUGAAUCCGAUCUAGCUUUCGAGACAGCUCGACUUUGCCUGAUUGACACGAUUGGAUGUGGUUUGGAAGGUCUGAGGUUCCCCGAGUGCGCCAAGCUUUUGGGACCUGUGGUAGAGGGAACCAUUGUACCGAACGGAACCAAAAUUCCGGGAACCAACUAUCAGCUUGACCCAAUUCGUGGGGCAUUCAAUAUCGGCACCAUUAUCCGUUGGCUCGACUUCAACGAUUGUUUUUUGGCUGCUGAAUGGGGUCAUCCUUCCGACAACCUUGGAGCCAUCCUUGCUGUUGCGGAUCAUCUCGCUCGUCAAGGCCAACCUCUCACCGUACGCGACAUUUUGGAAGGAAUGAUCAAAGCACACGAGAUUCAAGGCUGCCUCGCUCUUCUCAAUUCUUAUAACAGAGUAGGACUCGAUCAUGUCGUCCUAGUCAAAGUGGCAUCGACUGCCGUGGUGUCGAAACUUCUCGGCCUUAACCGUGACCAAACCAUUGACGCUAUCUCUCAAGCCUGGGUUGACGGUCAAUCUCUUCGUACUUACCGUCACGCCCCCAACACUGGCCCAAGAAAAUCCUGGGCGGCUGGUGACGCGUGCUCUCGCGCUGUAAAUCUCGCUUUACUCGUGAAGAAGGGGGAGAAGGGUCUUCCGUCUGUCUUGACUGCCAAAACUUGGGGUUUCUAUGAUGUCUUAUUCAAGGGUAAACCCUUCGAAUUCCAGGUCCCUUACGGCUCAUACGUGAUGGAAAACGUUCUAUUUAAGAUCUCUUAUCCAGCAGAGUUCCACGCUCAAACUGCUGUUGAGGCCGCUCACAUCAUUCAUGCCAAGCUAAAGGAAAUGAACAAGACUUCUGACGACAUCAAGAGCGUUAGAAUUAGGACACAAGAAGCCGCUAUUCGUAUAAUUGAUAAGCAAGGUCCCUUGGACAACUUUGCGGACAGAGAUCACGCUAUCAACUACAUGGUCGCCUACCCUCUCAUCUUCGGCGAACUCACGUCUGAGAGCUACACUGAUGCAGCAGCAGCCGACCCCAGAAUCGACGCCCUUCGAGCCAAGAUCUACUGUGUCGAAGACAAACGUUUCAGUGUUGAUUACCAUGAGCCCAGCAAGCGCUCAAUUGGAAAUGCUCUGCUCGUCGAGCUGAACGACGGUACCGUACUGGAAGAAGUGGAAGUCGAGUACCCGGUCGGUCAUAAGCGAAGAAGAGAGGAAGGUACACCGCUUUUGAUUAACAAGUUCAAGAGGCACGUUUCCCACCAUUUCGCCGCGGCCCAUCAGAAGAAAAUUCUGGGUGCUGUAUUGGACGGACAGGGUCUCUCCAAAAUGCCUGUUGAUAAAUUCACGGAUUUGUUUGUCAAGUCUUAAUGUGGAAGCAGGAAGCAGGAAGGAAAUAUCUAUAAUUUCCUAGCUAGGGACGAGACCUGUACGUACCCCCCCAGUACAAUACACAUGGAACUGCAAAGAAUUAUGGAAUCCGGCCUGCCAUGUUGAAG